AGUGCCUGCUGUGACAUGCUGGUUUCAUAAGGAUCCCAAGCACCGUCGCUCCACCGGACGAUCGUUGUUGAUCGUUGUAGUAUGAUGCGAAUACUAUACUAAUUUUCUUUUCUCUGUCCCCUCUUGAAAGAAGGAAGUUCCAAGUUCUUGCCAUAUCCGCAAGAAAGACAUUUACCAUGUUGGGCUAGAAGCUGAUCCAAAUGAAAACUACAAACACGAAAAUGCCAAAACACUUCCAACUAACCCUGCAGCGAGCAUUCGGGCUUUUAAUAGCCUUUGUUUAUCAUCAUCAAAACGGUGCGACCACGUUCGUCCACGCCGUGGCCUACCACAGCUACCCGUCGGGCGACGUGUACCAGGGUCCCGCGCACACGAAUGACCUGCAGAGCGUCGAGGUCGUGGUCCGGCACAACCCCUACGCGGAUUCGCCCACGGUGGCCUUCAGCACGGUCUUCGACUCGACGAAGGCGACCAUCCUGCACUUUGCCACGACCUAUUGUCCGGUGGCGGACGAAAACGUGAAGAAGCUGAAAACGUUGGCGGAUGCGAACGCGGAUGUGCAAUUUUUCACCAUUAUUCCCUACAACAACCAGGACGGCAACUGUUUCAAACAGGAAGCGCUGACCGACUCCAUGACGGGAGCCAGCAUGACGUGCCAAGGCGACGGCGGCGCGGCCCUGUACUACGUGAAGGGUUUCUCCUACCUCUGGUCCGCCAACCUGAACCAGCCCGAAACCCCAAAAAACUACAAGCUGCUCCAGGACACGCCGUACCUGAGCUUUUCCGGAAUGAACAUGUACCUAAAGGGGGAAUUCUACUCUAAAUUCGGAGUGUCCACGGCGAACGGGGAGUCCUGGCACACGAAGGAGCAGGUGGUGGCGUUCACGAAAAACGGCAACAACUUCGGAAUGAUGUUUCCGCAACGCCGAUCGGGGUCGCAAGGCAUCGUGGGCAUGCAGUGGGACGCGUACGACAGCGCAAACGGGGGUCCCAAAACCUCGGGCGUGAUGUGGGAAGAUGUGCAGGCGCUGCUCACCGCCGUGAAAGCCGACAAUUCCCCGGCAUCGCAGACGCCGACGCCCACGCCGGCACCAACGCCGGCGUCAUCUUCCUCGGACUGUAUCGGCACACAAUCAAGGUCUUGUCAAGAGAAAGAGAGUAGAGUCAUAGUCCUUUUGCAUAUUUUUCGUCCUUUUCGCCAGAAUUUUUAUGUAGUUGAAAGUGUAAAUCAGCUUCCUCUUCGACUUCGUGUGGAAGUUCGUGUGUACAAAGAGCUGGCGUCAAAAUGGGUUCUGGCGUAUCUGUGUUCUUGCAUCACGAGAAAUUGAGACACCUUGUGUCUAUAUACGAAUGAAAAUCUCUACAACUACAUCUCACUAACAUGCAAGGUUUUGCUUUGAUACACUCGAGGGGCACACCGUCGCCCACUCCAUCAAGCCCAUCGCCGUCGCCCACUCCCAGUCCCGCACCGGCUCCAGGUAUGGUUUUCACCUAGGAUUUUCAUGGAUGCUGGUGUUAGUUUUGUUCCAAUUGAAUGCAGCAAAGAUGUGAAUUUCAUCCGUCGUUGAAAACAGUAUGUAACAGUGUCGCCAUCUUGCGUGAUCGCUCUGGCGUCUUGUUUGCUAUCCAUCGUGCGAAAAGAACUACAUAUUAGCGUACCUGUACCACUCCUCACUGCAUGUAAAAAAAAACUUCACCGCAAAUUUUUCCCCAUCCUUCAAACAGCACCGACGACGCCCGCUCCGGACAACCACGUGUUUUACGGGCAGACGAAACUGACUUUCACCACGAGCGAAACCUGCACCACUGGCUAUCUGACCUCCACCCUCGGGCCGUCGGUGGUAAAGGGGCUGGCGUCGUUUCUGAGCCUUGCCUAUCAACUGUAAAAAUGUCUGGGCCUGGAAGAUAGCAACUUGUCAUGCUGUUUUUGGACUCUAAAAAAAAUUUGUAUUGCAUGACCAGCAAGAGGGGCGCAGUUUUUGCUACACGGACAGGGCAUUUCUCAUGCGGAAGGUGCAUCAAGAAGCACUCAGAAAAUCUGUGAUGCUAGGGCAUACACCACAGCCGUCGUGGGUAGUGUCAGGUGUGCAUGACAAAUCUUCCAAUCUUCCAGACCCAGACAUUUUUACAUUUCAUAUUGGCGAGGACCGGGUGGCGCUGGAUUCCGUGGCGUGUGCGCGAAGGAGGGAACUUCUGAUGGUGGACGAAAGUGGGAGGACGGUUGAAAAUUUAUUUGCUCAUGAGACGGCCGACGCGAAAGAAGAAGAUGCACGCCGACUUACGAGCAGCACGGUCAGUGGCGACUUCGGGUACCGCGUCUCCGGUUUUUCCAGUCAAUCGUCGGCUUUGACCUCGCUGAUUGCUUUGCAAAACGUGGACGGCAGUGCCGGGUCCGACACCGCUCUGGUUUCUGCGGUCAACACGGCUCUGCCGUGUCAGACGGUCAACACGGCUCUGGUUUUAUCGCGCCAGACCCGGACCAAGAGCCUCGGGGGCGCGCCGGGAAGAAUUUUCGGCAGCAUGGCGCAGUCCAUUCGCAAGGCGAUGCCGACAAAGACGACCGUCACGUUGACAAAAUGCAAUGGAGCUGCAAGUGCAAGCACUACCUGCGGAGCGCAAACUGGUGCAACAACCGGCACUACACGCAGUACCAACGAAGAUGAGGAGCGUGACGAAUUUUAUUCCCCGGUUUCUCCCACAUCGCCGCAGGAGCCGAAUCACUUCGGCCGCGAGGCGUCCGGUUCGUCUAGCGGAUGCGUCGUUUAUCAUACUACUCAGCUUUACCAAGAGCUUACUGCGCAGCACCAUCAACUACCCUUCCGUCCGCCCACUCCGCAAAACGCGCCGGAGCUGCUGGAUAACUUUUCGCCGCCUGAGACUCAAUCAGGAGCAGGAACAGCAGGAAGACAAAUGGAGCCCCAACAACCCCCAACGCAGCUGCAAACCCCUCGUGGUUCUGCCGUUAACGCAGCACGUAGUAGAAGUAGAGCGGGAAGCAAAGCCUCCUGUUCAUCGGAGCACUGGCCACUGCACUGCUCUCAGUUGCAGCAAGUAUUGGCGGCAGUGGGCGCAGGAGGAGCUCGUCCGGUUACGGGCUGUGAUUACCACAACCACGGGCCGCAAGUGGAAGCAGCCGGUAAUCAUGGUUGCCACCCACACAUCGUUGAUCACGACCUGCAAAUGGAAGAGGAAGAAGAACGUCAGCGCAAGGAAGAACCCGCGCCACUGAAAACGCAUGUGUAUUGUGCGGACGGCACGGGGUUAGUACUAGACACACCAAUGCUAGAUUGUUGUGGAGCAGGUACUAGUACAGGCACUGGAGCUGUGUGUUUGCUUUCUCUGAGAUGAAACAAAAACAUCGUGUCUUGAUGAAAAAGGUCGCGCAGGGAGAAAGUUUAGUUUUUGGCUCCUUCCCAGCAAGGCAAGAUUAAAAUAAAAAGAUAGCCGAGUCAUCCCGUAGAUGUGGAUUUCUUUGUAGUUACAGCGAAAAAUUACAACAGGCGCGAUGCCUAUUCAGUGGCACUCGGCGACCAGGGUGGAGCCUUGA
Amoebophrya sp. A120 is the source of this 3547-nucleotide messenger RNA. NCBI's taxonomy places the organism in Eukaryota, Dinophyceae, Syndiniales, Amoebophryaceae. The record is from the annotation of a GenBank genome assembly.